This is a messenger RNA of Pleuronectes platessa (European plaice), 5349 nucleotides long. RefSeq names its product transcription factor SOX-6. Gene Ontology annotation, molecular function: DNA-binding transcription factor activity, RNA polymerase II-specific; RNA polymerase II cis-regulatory region sequence-specific DNA binding. The transcript is spliced from 16 exons. Gene Ontology annotation, cellular component: nucleus. The coding region runs from base 442 to 2757 and encodes 771 amino acids. The record is from RefSeq and is a predicted model, not a curated record. NCBI's taxonomy places the organism in Eukaryota, Metazoa, Chordata, Actinopteri, Pleuronectiformes, Pleuronectidae. Gene Ontology annotation, biological process: cell fate commitment; central nervous system development; positive regulation of chondrocyte differentiation.
UUACCCGACACUGCCCCACACUCUCACUUAACCUCCACACACUGCUGGACGGGAAGUAACUUCACUGACUUCAGAAACCCACGCGCGCACACACACAUCCUCCAGAUGACAGCUCGUGGGGCUCAGCGUUUCUUCUGACACCGACCUCGGUGUGUUUUGUUGCACCUUGUGAUCCUCGGCGGAGCGCAGACAGAGGAGUUACCAAAGUCCCUGACACGCUCCAGCAGCGAUGAUGACUUUACGCACGGGAUUUGAAGGCUGUUUGAACUGACUCCUCUUCUUUGGUCUCUUCGCUGAAACUCUCGUCGCCGUCGCAUCGAGCCAGGUUUUGCAAGACAUACGCAACGAGGAUCGAUUCCGUAUAGUCAAGGUGACGUUCAUGAAUUUCAAAGUCAUCCAGAAGUGAGCAGAGGGUGUUGGAGUCGAAGUCUCUUAUUUCUAAUGAUGUCUUCCAUGCGAACAACGCCUCCCUUUCAACAACAGUCUGAAGAAGAGGAAGUGGCCGGUCAGGACGCGGCCUGGGCCAAACACGAGCGAGAGAGCCCGAAGGAGACGGCAUCGCCCUCUUCGCAUGACCAAACCCACUCUGACGAGCUGCAGCCAAUCAGAGAAAAGAGGACAGAUAUUGAGUGGGACAACGUUGGGCCUGCUGUGAUGGACAAUGAAAGCAAUAAGAUCUGCUCGGUCUACUCCUACCAGACUAACUCUACCUCUCCACACAAGCCAGAGGAGGGUUCCAGGGAUCGCGGGGAGCCCAUGAUCGGCCUCGCGUUCGGGACCCCGGAGCGCCGCAAAGGCAGCCUGGCAGACGUGGUGGACACUCUGAAACAGAAGAAGCUUGUGGAGCUGACAAAGACAGAGCAAGACGAGCCAUCGUGCAUGGAGAGGCUCCUCUCAAAGGACUGGAAGGAGCGCGUUGACCGCCUGAAUGCCAGUGAGCUGCUGGAGGAGGUCAAAGGUACGCCAGAGUCUCUUGAGGAGAAGGAGCACCAACUUUCCACCAUGAUUGGUCAGCUGAUCAACCUGAGGGAGCAGCUCCUCGCUGCCCAUGAUGAGCAGAAAAAGAUGGCGGCCUCGCAGCUGGAGAAGCAAAGGCAACAGAUGGAGCUGGCCCGGCAGCAGCAGGAGCAGAUUGCCAGACAACAGCAGCAGCUCCUGCAGCAGCAGCAGAAGAUCAACAUUCUCCAACAACAGAUCCAGGUCCAGGGUCACAUGCCUCCGCUGAUGAUCCCAGUGUUUCCUCAUGACCAGCGGUCCUUGGCUGCUGCCGCUGCUGCACAGCAAGGCUUCCUCUUCCCACAGGGCAUGUCCUACAAGCCAGCAGGUGAUAAUUACCCCAUGCAGUUCAUUCCAUCGACAAUGGCAGCUGCAGCGGCAUCUGGACUGAGCCCGUUACAACUACAGCAGCUGUAUGCAGCCCAGCUGGCAAGCAUGCAGAUGUCUCCAGGAGUCAAGAUGACUCCCCACCCACAAGCUCCCAACUCCUCCGGUCCCCUCUCCCCCUCUGCGCUGAAGAGUGAGAGGCGAGCAUCCAGUCCCAUCACUCAGAUUAAGGAGGAAGGAUCCACGCAGCCAUUGAACCUCUCAGCCAGACCGAAGACAGCUGAGGGUCUUCGCUCCUCAACGUCCCCGACGCAAGGUCUGUUCUCUGGACACAAGAACAGCCCCACAGGCAUGGGCAAGGGCCGCAUCCCCAGUCCUGGCCCCAUCAUGGGCCGGAACUCUCUCGACAUCCUGUCCAGCCUCAACCCCACAGCGCUGUUUGGGGACCAGGACGCAGUGAUGAAGGCCAUCCAAGAGGCGAGGAACAUGAGGGAGCAGAUCCAGCGCGAGCAGCUCCACCAGCAGCAGCAGCAUGCAGGACAUCAGAGUCUGGAGGCCAAACUGUCCGCCCUCAGCGGCAUGACCCUCAACAACGGCAACAAGGAGCGGCUGCACUAUGAGACGCUGAGCCAGCACCUUGGGAAGCUCGGAGAGGAUGCUGGGAAGAUGGUCCACCGGGUCAUCGACCUGACGAGACCAGAGGAUCUGGAUGGGAAUAAUGUCACCGAGGCCCGAGUGUUCAGGGAGGCGCGAGGCAGGAACAGCGCCGAGCCCCACAUCAAGAGGCCCAUGAACGCCUUCAUGGUUUGGGCCAAGGACGAGAGGAGGAAGAUCCUGCAGACUUUCCCCGACAUGCACAACUCUAACAUCAGCAAGAUCCUCGGCUCUCGCUGGAAAUCCAUGACCAACCAGGAGAAGCAGCCGUACUACGAGGAGCAGGCCCGCCUGAGCAAGAUCCACUUGGAGAAAUACCCCAACUACAAGUACAAGCCGCGGCCCAAGAGAACCUGCAUCAUCGACGGCAAGAAGCUGCGCAUCGGAGAGUACAAACAGAUGAUGAGGUCACGACGUCAGGAGAUGAGGCAGUUCUUUGUGGGGCCUCAGCCACAAAUUCCUCUUGGCAACAGCCCAGUAGGGGUUUACCCCGGUGCCAUAACCAUGGCGACGACAGCCACGCCAUCCCCACACCUGACCUCAGACUGCUCCAGCAACUCAGCCAGCCCUGAACCGGCCAUCCCCGUCAUCCAGAGCACAUACGUGGUGAAGUCCGAGCCAGUUGGAGGCAGCAAUGGCGGCGGAGUCAGAGCCUUGGCCCUGCCCAGCAAUCCCGCCAAUGGAGACGAGGACAUGGACAUGUACGAAGACUUUGAUGAUGAGCCGAAGUCAGACUAUAGCAGUGACCGUGAGACGCGAGAGGUCAUCAGUGCCAACUGAGUGUUCUCAGGGCGUGAGUUGUAAAAAGAGAAAAAUGUAAAACUCCCGUUAUACUCAGAAACACUUUUUAAGAAAACAUAGUUUAUUACAGAGACCUUCAGGCAAACAUUUAGGACAUGCUGCGUCAUGCGCUGAGCGUGCCCAGACAGGACACACACUCAGCGGACAUGCUCAGAAAGUUAUGGACAGUUCAUUGAUGGAUGUCAAGUUGAAGAACAGGGCUGAAGAAUGUGACCCGAGAGCACAAGCCGAAGAGACACUCAGACAUCCAGCUGACGACGAACUUCAGUUUUCCUACACGCCGACAAUCUUAACAGGAGUAAACAAGAGCUAGGAGAGCGAGAGUGAGAGAGAAUGGGAAACAGAACAAAUGAACGACAAACACAUUGCUGUGUGGUUUGUAAAGAGCAUGCAUGGAUUUUGAAGCAUCAGGAAUUGGUCUUCAAACGCUAUUUGGUCUUAAAUGUUUAAGGAGUGAAUUCGUUUUUAUCAUUAUGUAUUUACAUCUUUGUGUUUUUUUGUUUUUUGUUGUUGUUUUUGUUCUAUAGACUUUUUUUCUGACAGGUCACUGCCUGUACAAACUCUGGACUGUCGGAACUUGAAAUUUGAAAAGUUUUAAUAUAAAUCUUAGCUCUUGUAAUCUUAUAGUCUUACUUUUGUUUUCUUACAUUUACAGUGCAUCGACAUCUUGUUUCUGACAAACUGCUUACAUAACUGUUAGAUCUUCUUUUUUUAAAUAUCCCAGCUCAGGUAUGAUGUGCCAGCUUGUGAAUGUGUUUUGUUUUGUUUUGUUUUGUUUGUUUUCAUAUAAAAAGAGUGGUAGGACUUUUUUAGACUGUCAAGAAAUAUGGGGAGCAACAUCCCUUAUAUAUCUAUUAUUAUUAUUAUUAUUAUUAUUAUUAUUAUUAUUAUUAUUAGUAGUAGUAGUAGUAGUAGUACCCAGACAUUGUACGGAUUUAAUUCAAAUGUGCCAAACCUCCAUUCACAUUCACUCUGGAUGUCGUAGUCUUAACUUCCAAUGCUGCAAAAAAGUCUUAUACAAUCAGCUGUCUCUAUCUGAUGAGAUGAGUUCCUGCUUGGUACCUGCUGGCCUCCCUCCUCAGGGAAGAUUUGUUUUCAUCGCACUGCCUCAGUCAUUCACACACAUGCACACAUUUCGCGUCACUCAGUGGCAGACCCUCCGGCUUUUAGAAGAGUAGCAUUUUUAAUGAGUCUGUUCCUCUAUUCCAUUGUAGUAGUGCUUUCAAGAACCACAUUGCCCAUGGUUCUUUGAGGCCAAACACUUAUCACGAUGUGCAACAAAUGCAGCGCAGUAUGCUGACUGAAGCCCGACUUCGAUCAUUUAUCAAGUCAUGCUAUGGUUUGAUUUCUACCUUAAUAUACACUUAAUAUAUAAUAAUAAUUCAGUCUUAAAAGAGAACCUUCAGCAUCAUAACGAAGGGGAAGAAGCAGCCCCACGAAGAACAUAUACUGUAGGAUAAGAGUUAUUAACUGUGUUUUCCAUCGGUACAAAGAUGUGCAUAAUGUUAAUAUUUGUAUUAGUUUGUUAAUAUUUUUUUAACGUCUUCUCUGCAUCAUGUGGGAAAGAUACACCAAAUUGUUUAAAAGAAAAAUUAUAUAGUUGCAAAUGAAUGGUACUCAUAGGUCUGUUAUUUCGAAAAGGGUACCUUUUUCUACAUCGCAUGUAUAUUUUGAAGACAAGUAAAUUAUUAAGAGAAGAAUGGAGGAAAAAAUGGUGCAUCAUUUUCUCUCAGUCGCAGCCAUUGGUCGGAUCACACAAGUUUUCCACAGUCUGGAGCAAGAUGUUCCUCUUUCGUCUUUCGGCGAGGCCCAGUGGUCAGCACCAUGCUGGGUUUGAACGAUUUUUUCCUCCAUUUUACUCAGAUGUCACAUUCUUUCUCUAAAACGUUUUUUUUGUUUUUUUUCUUCUUUUGUCUAUUUUCACCAUCCUCUCUGCAAAUUGAACACGUUUCCAUUUUGGACACCUGUGACCUCAGGUGGUUUCUGGGUGCUGUGUUCAGCUGCGUUCUGACUCCAUAUAACUAUUUGUGACCAUAUCUGGCAAUUCUUACAUUGUUUUUUUCUCCCGGGGAAAAGGUCUCAUACAUAUAGAUUUCAGUUAGUGUCAUACACAUCCUAAGCACUGGAUAUAUAUAGUUUUUUUUUUUUUUCCUUUUUCUUUUUUUUCCAGUAUUGACUAAUGUGAAAUUGUUGUUUGAUUUUCAACAUGCUAAAUUAGAACAGUCAAAAGUCUCUUUUGAGGAAGCCUCGCACAUGCCAGGCACCAGCAUAAUGCCAUUUUCUCUAGAAGCAUUUCAUUUAUUUAAACAAACGAUGUUGCCUAAAGUGGUCCCUUCACCUCUGAUCCCUUUCAGGUAACCUCAUGCUCUUGUCAGUUGUGACCAGCUUCUGACGUCUUUUGGUCACACACACAUUUUGUUUUGUUUUUGUGAUGAGUAUUGUAUUUGAAAUUCAAUUGUGCGUUUUAACAUUUCAUUGUAUUUAUUAGCCAGCUUUGGCUCUAAAAAGUGUCAGUACAAACUUGGUGAGAAAGACAAUCAAAAAAAUAAUAAUAAAUAAAUAAAAAGUUAA